AUGCAGAACGGGCCUGUUCCGACGACACUGACUCUACUUUCCGAGCUCGGGAAAUUGGCCCCUGGUUCGAAAGUACGCUUCCUAGGAUGUGUUACGAACUAUUCUACCAAGACCGCCACUCUCACUCUGGAGCACAAUCAUCCGCCUGGAAACCUUCUUCAAGCACAGGUGGACGUCACUCUUCUUGUAACGACUAUGAAGUCAAACGACACCCAGAUAGGAGAAUGGGUGAAUGUCAUGGGUUAUUUGACGAGUCGAAAAGAGAAGCAAACGCCCAACCGGCCAACGCUGGAAGUGGGCGUUCAAGCUAUUGUGCUAUGGUCUUCUGGGUCGUUCAAUUUGCAAGCAUAUGAAGAGAGUCUUGAUAAGCAUACUCCUUGA
Molecule: messenger RNA, 381 nt
Organism: Mollisia scopiformis
Lineage: Eukaryota; Fungi; Ascomycota; Leotiomycetes; Helotiales; Mollisiaceae
Exons: 2
Coding region: 1-381 (126 amino acids)
Biological process (GO): telomere capping
Cellular component (GO): CST complex
Molecular function (GO): single-stranded telomeric DNA binding
Source: RefSeq, a predicted model, not a curated record